AUGUAUUCUUCCUCGAAUUCUUCUUCCAGUUCAUCUGAAAGUGAAGGUGAAGAAUAUUUUAACGAAGUAUCUUUCGAAUGUGGCAGUGUUGUUCCGUAUGACGAGGAUCUAGAGCCAUUAGCCACCGAAGAAGAGGCUGUAGAACAAGAAGAAAGAAUGGCUAAAGAAACCGAAGUAGAGCGCGAAUAUCGAGCGAGAUUAACUCGUCAAGUGGAUGUUUCUGCAUGGUGCGUUUGUUCUAACUGUUCACCCGAGUUCGCAAGGAAAGCAGAAGAAUGCCAAUGCUGUCAGGAAAUCGAUCGUUGUGGGGAGGUUAUGGAAGAGUUUGGCGAUCGAAAGAAGUGCAUCACACUUCAUCCAGGGUUUCAAGAUGUUUGCCUGAACAGGCACGUCUUACAAGUUGCUGCGUUGAAUCUUAAGACUAGAUCUGGAAAAUCUUAUAGAACAAUAGACACUCAUGGUCGAAGAACGGAAGCAGAGUAA
Stylophora pistillata is the source of this 483-nucleotide messenger RNA. RefSeq lists its product as uncharacterized. NCBI's taxonomy places the organism in Eukaryota, Metazoa, Cnidaria, Anthozoa, Scleractinia, Pocilloporidae. The record is from RefSeq and is a predicted model, not a curated record.